CCUGUCCCUAAUCCUUGUGCCGGAGCUUCUGCGACUGCGAGUCUCCGACCCUCGUCUAAUCUCUUGUCUUCAUCUCUCCAGCCUUCACUCAGCUUCUGUCCGUUGUUAUUUCCACUCUCCUACCGCAGUUUGUACUUAGACCCAGUGCUGAGAUUCGAUAUUGUCUUUUCUUGUUUAUUAAAGAUUUUGAGUUUGUUUUCACGAGGGUUUUUGGAACAUUUUUUGUGGUUCCUAUUGGAGUGAAUUUUUCUCUGAUCUCUGAAGAAGAUAUGUCUGCGAAUUUCUGGACUUCAUCUCACUACAAGCAUCUUCUGGACCAAGAAGAUGUGGAUAUGGUGAACCCACUUGACAAAGAAAGGGGAGUCACACUUGAGGAUUUCAAGCUCAUAAAGAUGCACAUGACCAAUUAUAUUUUGAGAUUGGCCCAACAAGUAAAAGUGAGGCAGAGGGUUGUUGCCACUGCAGUUACAUAUAUGAGGCGUGUUUACACCCGGAAGAGUAUGGCUGAGUAUGAUCCACGUCUGGUUGCUCCAACCUGCUUGUACCUAGCAUCAAAAGCAGAGGAAAGCACAGUGCAGGCUCGGCUGCUUGUAUUUUACAUUAAAAAAUUGUAUGCUGAUGAUAAGUACAGGUAUGAAAUCAAGGACAUACUUGAAAUGGAAAUGAAGAUUUUAGAAGCCCUUGACUAUUAUUUGGUUGUAUUCCACCCCUAUCGUUCACUGUCGCAGUUUCUUCAAGAUGCAAGUUUGAAUGACCUAAGCAUGACUCAGCUAACUUGGGGCGUCAUAAAUGACACAUACAAGAUGGAUCUAAUUCUUGUUCAUCCUCCGCAUCUUAUUGCUUUAGCUUGCAUCUACAUUGCUAGCGUAUUCCGGGAGAAAGACACGACUGCUUGGUUUGAAGAACUACGUGUUGACAUGAAUGUGGUAAAAAAUAUAUCGAUGGAGAUACUUGAUUUUUAUGAAAGCAACAGGAUGUUCACGGAAGAUAGAAUUAAUGCUGCUCUCCAGAAGCUAACCUUGAGGCCCUAAGAAUGAGCCAGCUAUCAAGCUGCAUACGUUGAAUGAAAUUAGCAAAUUGCAUUUAUCACUGGCUGUUCUGAAUUCUUUUGAUCACUGCUGCAUCAUAUGUUCCAGUAUUGCCUUUAUUAUUACUGUCUUUAUGAGGUUAAGUCAAUUGUCAAUGUUAAAGAUAAAAAAGGAUGAAAGAGCGACGUAGUUCUUCAUGAGGACAAAAAUCGAUUUUAAUGUGAUUUGAAUUAGUCUUGUGUGUAUUGUCUAUUUAAAGUACUGUUUCAUAACUCGAACAUUGGUGUGGAAGUGAGGCAUAACUGAGUGCUUUGUACGUUUUGUUCUGUAGUUGAACUUAUUAUGUAAGUAUAUAUAUAUAUGAUUUCCAA
Molecule: messenger RNA, 1399 nt
Organism: Arachis ipaensis
Lineage: Eukaryota; Viridiplantae; Streptophyta; Magnoliopsida; Fabales; Fabaceae
Product: cyclin-C1-2
Biological process (GO): regulation of transcription by RNA polymerase II
Molecular function (GO): cyclin-dependent protein serine/threonine kinase regulator activity
Source: RefSeq, a predicted model, not a curated record